Molecule: messenger RNA, 1470 nt
Organism: Rotaria sp. Silwood2
Lineage: Eukaryota; Metazoa; Rotifera; Eurotatoria; Philodinida; Philodinidae
Source: the annotation of a GenBank genome assembly
AUGAUUUUAAAACAAUUGCGAAUAUAUAAAAAUUUGUUUCUUUGUCGUUAUUCAUCAUCAUCAACAAUAUUUGCUUUAGCAACUGGUUAUCAAAUACGUAGUGGUGUAGCUAUUAUUCGUAUAUCUGGUUCAUUAGCAACACAAUCAUUACUAAAAUUAACAAGAGAAACAAAACUUGAAAAUUUUACACCAAAAAGAUUAUAUUUAAAAAAAAUUUAUCAUGAUAAAACAAAUGAUUUAAUUGAUCAAUGUAUGACUGUAUGGUUCAAAGGACCAAAAAGUUUUACAGGAGAAGAUAUUGUUGAAUUUCAUAUUCAUGGAUCAAAAGCAGUAGCAAGUGCAAUAUUUUCAGUUCUUAGUUCAUUUUCAAAUUAUCGUUUCGCUGAACCUGGUGAAUUUAGUAAAAGAGCUUAUUUAAAUGGUCGUUUGGAUUUAACUGAAGCUGAAGGUUUAAUUGAUUUAAUAAAUGCACAAACUGAACAACAACGUAAACAAUCGUUAUAUCAAAUGCAAGGUUCAUUAAAAGAACUUUAUGAACGUUGGAGAAUGGAUUUAGUUAAAUCUUUAGCACAUGCCGAAGCUUAUAUUGAUUUUCAUGAAGAUCAACAUAUUGAAAAUGAUAUUUUAACGGAUGUUAUUAAUAAAGUAAAAAUAACUUAUGAUACUAUUUCAUUACAUUUACAAGAUCAUCGUCGUGGAGAAAUUUUACGUGAUGGUUGUCGAAUAGCUAUUUUAGGUGCACCUAAUGCUGGAAAAAGUUCAUUACUGAAUAUUUUGACACGGAAACCAACAGCUAUUGUUUCACCUAUUGCUGGUACAACACGAGAUGUUAUUGAAUCAACGAUUGAUUUAGGCGGAUAUCCAAUAGUUCUUUGUGAUACAGCAGGCUUACGAAUAACAAAUGAUCCAAUUGAAAAUGAAGGAGUUUUAAGAGCUUUUGAUCGAGCAAAUGCAUGUGAUCUAUUGAUAAUUGUUAUCGAUAUUAGUAUAUUAUCUAUUAAUGAAAAUUUAACUGAACAAAUCGAUAAACAUUUAUCUAAUUUAUUUACUAUAAAAUCAUCGUCAUUUAAUUCUAUAACUAAAUUAAUUCUACUAAAUAAAAUUGAUUUAGUUAAUGAAAAUAUUCGAUUAAAAUCUAAUCAAUUAAAUGAUAAUGUUAUACCUAUUUCAUGUACAUCCGGUGUUAAUAUUCAAGAAUUUCUUUCGAAAUUAACUAACUAUAUUGCUGAAAAAUGUACUGAGCCAUCAUUUACAACACCAUAUUUAACUAAUGAACGUCAUCGAAUGUAUUUGACACGAACAAUUGAAGACUUAUUAAUGUUUUUAACAUUAAUUAAUAAUAAUAAUGAUCUUGUUCUAGCUAUUGAAUAUCUUCGUCUUGCUAUUCGAUCACUUGGAACAAUAACUGGUGUUGUUUAUACAGAGGAAUUACUUGAUGUUAUAUUUCGUGAUUUUUGUAUUGGAAAAUAA